Messenger RNA from Striga hermonthica, 4314 nucleotides. The record is from the annotation of a GenBank genome assembly. NCBI's taxonomy places the organism in Eukaryota, Viridiplantae, Streptophyta, Magnoliopsida, Lamiales, Orobanchaceae.
AUGAACAAAAUCACCGAUGUUAAAUUAAAUGGUUCUAAUUUUCUUGGUUGGAGUAAAACUAUUAUCGUCCACCUCCGUAGUAUUGACAAGGACGAUCACUUGGAUUCGGAUCCUCCCACUGAUGAUGUCAAAAAUGAUACUCGUCGGGCGUGGUUACGUGAUGAUGCAAAAUUGCUUGUUCAAAUUCGAAACUCCAUCGAGCCCGAUAUACUCUCUUUGGUCAAUCAUUGUGAAUUUGUCAAAGAAUUGAUUGAUUAUCUAACCUUCUUAUACUCUGGACGUACCAAUAUCUCUCGUAUUUAUUCAGUUUGCAAGUCGUUUCAUAGAGGAGAGCAACAGGACAAAAAUGUUACGGCAUAUGUCAUGGAGUUUAACAAGGUUUAUGAGGAACUAAACUCUCUCCUUCCAUUAACCGGCGAUAUCAAAGCAAUGCAGAAGCAACGGGAACAAAUUGCUGUUAUGAGCUUCUUGACUGGGUUACGUCCAGAAUUUGAUGCCUUCAAGAAUCAACUUCUUUCCGAAUCAGCCAUUCCUUCUCUCCAAGAGACAUUUUCCCGAUUUCUUCGUACCGAGGAAAUGCAAUCUCCCGCUUUCGGCACUCACGUCUCUCAACAUAGUGCCAUGGUCAGUCGUGGAGGCUCGCAAGGUAGUUUUCGUGGCGGAUCUCGACGAGGCUCUCGAGGGGGAUCUCGGGGUGGUACUCGAGGAGGUCCGACAAAUCGUGGAUCUCGUAAUCCCGAAUCUGACGACGUGGAGUGUUAUUAUUGUCAUGAAUUUGGGCACACUAAGUAUUCAUGUCCUCAGUUAGAGAAGAAGAAUCAGAAGGGCCCCUCUGCUCAUGUUGCAUCAUCGUCUGACAUGGUCACUAUUUCUGCUGAGGAGUAUUCUCGACUUACUGCAACAGAGAGACCUUCUUCAUCCGCUGCUGUCUUUGCUGACACAGGUAAUUCUGGUACAUGCCUCAUAUCUAAAGGCACCAGAUGGGUCGUUGAUUCAGGUGCAUCAGAUCAUAUGACAGGUAACCCAAACCUUUUUUCCACCCUUGACCCCCAUACACCUUCUUCUCAUGUCACUAUUGCUGACGGGUCUACUACUCGUGUCCUUGGUUCUGGUUCAGAUCUUUCAACGAAGCAGAUCCUUGGUCAAGGACAUGAAUCUGAUGGCCUCUAUGUUUUCGACUCUCCCACAUCUAAGUCACUUGUUUGCACCUCCUCCGCACUAGAUACGCAUUGUCGUCUUGGUCAUCCUUCCCUCCAAAGUUUAAAAAGAUUGGAUCCUCAGUUUUCAAGGGUGCAGAAAGGGUAUUGGUGUUUCUCUCCUGUCCUUGGUCGGUAUGUCGUGUCUAGGGAUGUUAGUUUUAAUGAACACCUUCCAUUUUUUCCUACUCGAGAGCUUCCACCUCCAGAUGAAGACGACUUCUUGGUAUAUUCUGUUACUCUCACUAGGCCUCCUUCCCCUCUGCCUCAGAGAACUCGGCCACCCAUUACACAGACAUAUACUCGACGCUCUCAAUCACAUCGCGAGGUCAUCAUAGAUUCUGAUUCACGCCCUUUGCCUGCUGCUCCGGUGGAAGACCCUGUCCCCGAACCAAAUAACCCUAAUGACCUUCCUGUUGCGCUUCGAAAAGUUGCUGCUGCAGAUUUUGUGUUAUCUCUUACAGUAGCAUUGACUGAAAAGAAUCUUCCAUCCAAUAAGUUAACAAAAAAUAAAAUAUCAUCUUCGAUUAAUGUUAAAAAUCAGACUCUUAAUUUUUUAUCGGGUUCGACUAGUGAUGGAGAUGAGAAUACUUCGAGGAAUGCAUCUGAACUGUCAUCCACCAUGGAAUUGAAAUUCCUUCUUUGGAAUAAACUCAAUGAUCUUAUAACUCUCGUGAAGAAGCUUACAGCGUGGAGCAGAAAAAGCCGUUCUUUGCAUGCAAAAGGAUUGGAAAGGGUGUUGAAGUGGCUGCAUGAAAUUAAAAACCGUUGUGGUGGCUUUCAAGAUGAGGCAGAACCGCAUAUGAUGAAGGCUGGUUCUUUGCUUUUGUGUUCUUGUUGGAAACAUUAUGGCAUGCUCAUGCAUAUAGAAGACCACAAGUUUUAUCAGCAACAUAAAGAACUGCUCAGCCAGUAUUUGUCCGGUAUUCAGUUUUAUGCUGAUGACCAAGAUGAAGAUCCUAAUAAUGGUCGAAACAGCAAAUCGGAUACCAUCAACUUUUUCCUGAACUGUCUUUUGCUUUUAUUGGGUAGACUAGAUAGUCAUCAAUUCGGGAAUGCAAUAGAAGAGUUUGGAUCUCAAAUUUCUCAAGUGCUCAUGUCUCAGUUACGGUCUACUGAUGCGGAAGUUAUUGAUGGAGCUAUUAGCAUAUUCAAAUCUGUAGUCUGGAGAACGAAUCAUACUUUAUCCAGAAGAAGUCUUGAUAACGGUAGACAAAUGGAUGCUUUACUUCCAAUGCUGCUCAAUUUUUUGGAGGAACAGGAUACCGCCGCAAAAGCUAUUGUAGAGCUGCUGGCCGAAUAUUGUUCAGUAUGUUCAGACCGGAACUGUCUUUAUGAAGUUCUAAAGCGCAUUGGCUCCCCAAAUGUUGCCCAAAGGAGAAAUGUUGUUGAUUUUGUAGCAGAUCUCGUUUACAUAUCCUCUGGGGCAACUAAUGCACUUCCACAAGCGGCAUGGAAGGAUAUUGCUAAUCACUUAUUAGAGUGUCUUGAAGAUGAAGAUCGGAGUGUGCGAAACCAGGCAGCCAAUUUGAUUCCCAAGAUUGAUCCAAUGUUGGUUUUACCGACGCUCGUUGAACUAAUUCAUUCAAGUGAAGAAAGCAUACAAAUAUUGGCACGUAAUGCUCUCAUGGCGUUGCUGGUCAAUCAUAAACAGAAACCAGAAGUCGUGUGUUUACUGCUUGACUGUCUUAGCAAAAUCUCUCAGGACCCAAAUUCCGGUGCUUCUACUGGCAAAAAAGAAGGAUCAGCUGUAGAUGCCGAUAAGCUGUUGAAGUUGCUUUCUGAAUGGGCAAUUCAUGUUGAAGAUUGGCAUAAUAUAGCUGGUCCCUUGAUAGACAAGAUGUUUGCUGAGCCAUCAAAUGCUGUCAUCGUCAGAUUCCUCAGUCAUAUAAGUGAAUACUUGGCUGAUGCCGUGGAUGUAGUUUUUAAUCGACUGAUGGUUCAUGUGAGAGAGCAGAAAGAAAAUGGUGAUUGCUUUACAGAAGGGAAAGUAAUGACUGACUCAGACAAUGAGGUGAUGCAGCGGGAGCAGUGUCUCUUUAGUCGACUUUGCCCGUUGCUUGUUAUCAGACUGCUUCCAUUAAGAGUCUUUGAUGACCUCAAUUCUCCUAUUGUGUAUGGUGAAUCUUUGAGGAAUUCAGAUAUCCAUGACAGGCAUAUUACCUUUGAGGCCACCGAUUGCAUUGCUGCCUUGACGAUUAACAGGGCUUUGAGUAAGACCGAAUUUGAAGAUGUCAGGAAGCUUGCGGCUGAGCUAUGUGGGAGAAUUCACCCUAAGGUUCUUGUUCCAAUUUUGGCUUCUCAGUUGAAAUCCUCUGCUGCCACCAAGGAUGUUUUGAGGAUCAAAGUUUGCCUUUUUUCCUUGUGUACGUCUCUAAUGGUAAGAGGGGAUGAUGUUUAUAAGCAUCCUGAUUUGCGUAGCAUAAAGAAAACGAUAAGGAAAGUUUUAUCAUGGAUGUCAGUUGAUGGGGAUGAAAUUUCUAAAGCACAGCACGGAUGCAUCGACUGUCUGGCUUUGAUGUUGUGCACAGAACUUCGAGCUCCCGAGUAUUCAACAGGCGCAAUCAUUCCCAAAGGUUCUGUGCUUGGGUAUGUGAUGGAUCAGUUAACGAGUGAUAAAGAUGACAUUUUCAUUAAAUCUGAUGGAGACAAUAGUACGCCUGACGCAAAUACAUGCCUCCCAUUUCGACUAUGCAUGGCUAAUGUACUCAUAAGCGCCUGCAAGAAGAUUCCGGAUACUGGAAAGAAACCCUUCACCAAAAAAAUUCUUCCAAUUGUUAUCCGUGCUGUUGGGGAGAUGGUGGAACCGGAGAUUAGGGUAGCUUGCAUGCAGAUUCUUUUCACGGUGGCAUACCAUUUGAAGUCUUUUAUAUAUCCGUAUUCGAAUGAUCUUCUUAGAGUCGUUCUCAAAUCACUUAGGGAAGGAUCUCCAGAGGAGAAAAUGUCAGCGGCAAGGUUGCUGACAUGUCUUAUGGCUAGUGAAGACGAGGUGGUCGAGAGCAUAGCCAACGGGCUAUUAGAAGCAAAAUUGUUGCUUCACGACCUAUCGGGUAAGGACCCUUCACCAGAUGUUCGGCUUAUGUGCAAGCAACUACUUACUUGCUUCACUUCUCAUUAA